Botrytis deweyae is the source of this 1514-nucleotide messenger RNA. RefSeq lists its product as uncharacterized. Lineage: Eukaryota; Fungi; Ascomycota; Leotiomycetes; Helotiales; Sclerotiniaceae. Gene Ontology annotation, molecular function: iron ion binding; oxidoreductase activity. The transcript has 3 exons. The coding region runs from base 176 to 1258 and encodes 360 amino acids. The record is from RefSeq and is a predicted model, not a curated record. Gene Ontology annotation, biological process: lipid biosynthetic process.
AGAUACAAGGGCAACCUCAAAAGUUGCAAUCUUUUGAUAUAUCUAUUUCUACUAUUUUGGAGUCGACAUUUCUCGUUCACAAGUUCCAUUGAAGAGCAUUCUCUCGUUCAUCAACAGUUCGCUGCUAUCAGGCCUCGAAAGUUCAUAUUCAAUUGGUACCAUUCAUUUACCUAAAAUGUCGAAUUUCACAGACACUUCAACCUUUUCCCCAGCGCCAUCUUGCGCGUUACACCCUCGUUCACCUCUGUUAUCUGGGAUGUCUGAUCACACGUUGGGUGUAAUUCUGCCCACAUUGGUCUACAUCAUUGGGAGUGUAGUCUUUUACAUCGUCAAUGAGCUUGAAUUGUUUAGCAGCUAUCGCAUCCACCCACCGAAGGAGGAACUACAUCGAAACCGCGUGUCAAAGCUGGGCUGUCUUCUUGUUGUCAUUCGUUAUCAUGUUAUACAGAUCGUGAUAGGAAUACUUCUCACUUACAACAACGAGCCGGAGCUUGUGGAAAUUGGGGGCUGUGAAACAUAUCAGUGGGUGCGAAGGGUUAGAAAGUGUCUUACGGUCAUCCCUUGGGCAUUGACAUUGCUCGGUUUAGAUACUCAAGGACUCAUAUCGAAAUUUGGCAAAACACCUUUGCUAUCACAUAUUUCGGCAAACAGUUAUGAGAUAUCAUCAAGCCCGACAUUUACUGCCAUGGAAUGGAACUUGGCGCGUAUCAUAGUUUCUUUCGCGAUUCCAGCGAUACAGUUCUUCGUGUAUCUCGCAAUUGUUGAUACAUGGAUCUAUUUUGCACAUCGUCUCUGCCACAUCAACAAGACUCUUUAUCGGAUUGUACAUGCUCAGCAUCAUCAACUCUACGUUCCUUAUGCUUAUGGAGCCGUGUAUGCCCAUUGGCUCGAAACUCUUUUUAUGGAUAUAUUGAGCUUUAUCUUAGCAAACGCCAUUUCAGGAAUUUCAGUUCGUCAGGGAAUGGUUGUGACAUCGCUAGCGACGUUAAAGACCAUUAGUGAUCAUUGCAAUUUUGUAUUUCCAUGGGAUCCUUUCGGGUAUAUCAAUGGAAACAAUGCAGCAUUUCACGAUUUGCAUCAUCAAAGUUGGGGUCUCAAGUAUAACUAUUCUACAUACACGGUAUUUUGGGAUAAAUUCUUUGGGACCGAAUGGACUGAUACUACAGGGGCGGACAUGCGUUACGCUCGAACUCGCGAGUUAGUCAAAGCUCGCAGGGAGACAGACGAGGUGACAAUCGUGCACCCGAAAGCGGCGUAGAGGAGAUUUAGAAUAUCUACCUCCGGAGAUAAAGCAUCUUGUGCCUCGGUGUCGAAAAUAUAUAUGGAGGGGUUACCUAUUCUUUGUAGCCAAUGUGCCCAGCAGUUCAGACUGCAAUUCAAUUUGAAUUCGUCAGAUUUUGAAUCUUGGAGAACGUUUUAGUCAUUCUGAUAUAGUUGUUAUCUUAGAUAGAUAGUAGUCAAAAGUUUUUCAGCUUUGAAAAUCAAUACAGUGGUUAGGAUAAUUUCAAUAUUCA